This is a messenger RNA of Saprolegnia diclina VS20, 1998 nucleotides long. RefSeq lists its product as hypothetical. Lineage: Eukaryota; Oomycota; Saprolegniomycetes; Saprolegniales; Saprolegniaceae. The transcript is spliced from 6 exons. Bases 1 to 1998 code for a protein of 665 amino acids. The record is from RefSeq and is a predicted model, not a curated record.
AUGGAGUGGCCGUCGCUGCAGAUGCUGCGGGACGCGGUCCAGAUCGCGUGCUUCCCGCGCCGGCCCAAGGACCGCGACGUCUCGAUCCAUUGGGUCGCGCGCAAUCUCCUCGCGCUCUUGCAAGAAUACCCCGAUGGCCUCACGCGGCCCGUCGCGCUCACCGAGCUCAUGGUGCGCUACCUGCAGUCGCAUUCGGAGCGCGUCAUAGCUGGCGACCGGUCCAGCGAGACCGACGUGCAAGUCGCCGAGCUUCGCCAAUUGAUCGCCGCACGCCACACGCUCGUCCUCGACAUGCUAACGCUCCACGCAGCGUCGCAGGAAGAUGAGACGCGCGCCCGCGCCGAGACGCACAUGUUCAUCCACCAGCGCUUUGAGCGCUUCUUCUCCAACGACCCGGCGACUCCGCACCCGUUCAAUCUCAAGCGCAAGCUGUGGUUGACCAACCUACGCCGACUCCAGAGCACGAACGACACCAAGCUGCGCCGGUACCUGCCCACCGACUUUAUGGUCUUUGAGCUCUCGCUGCGGGACGCUUGGGACAAGACCUUCUCGGACGACGCCCGUUGUAUCACGACGCUGCUCCAGUGGCAACAGAUGCCUCCCGACAUGAUGCACCAGCAGCGAUUCCGCCUCAAGGUCGUCGAUGUCUUGGCUGCACGGCCAUGCGUGGCGUCCGGCGCGCUGCGACGGCAGACGAUCCUCGUGUCGCCCAUAGCGUCCCCUACCCCCUCCUUCCUGUUCGUGCUCUGGGACCAGCAGACGCUGCUGAGCCAGCUCCUGCAGCCGGGCGACCAUCUCUUGAUCGACUGCCCGUUCUUGCUAUCGGUCGACGCCCAGCAUUCGCCCGAGCACCGCGCGAUAUUAGACGAAGUCCCACCGCACAGCCGCGUGUAUCCGCACAUUGCACUCGAGUACGGCUCGUCGACGGUCCUCUUCCGGACACCGGCCGUCGUCCAGCGUGACAUCAUCUUGACGCAGUCCAACGAGACCCUCGACAUCCCGAAGGAAGAAACCACCAAGUUUGCGAAUCUGUCGCAGUACCCGUACCCGCUCCAGCUCAACCAACUCGCAUCGCGCUGCGUCAACGCCUCGUUUCUUGGGCUCGUGGUCGACGUCAAAGUCUCUGCAGCCAGUCCGCUCCUCGCAUCCUUCUGUGCCACGUAUUACAGCGCGCUCGAGCCACUGCUGUGCGUCGAACUCACCAUUUGCGACUGGCACCGGCGGGAAAAGCCGCUCCAGAUCGAGUGCGUUGGGUCGGUCGCCGCCGCCGCCGUGCGCACCUCCGUCGGUCACGUCGUAUACGUCGACGGCGUCGUGCUCGUUGAAGACCCGGCGACCAUGCGGCGCGUCGUCGGUCUCUGUGCUGCGUGGCCCGACAUUCUCAGCAUGAAGACGUCGCUCACGAACGGCAGUGUCGUCAACUGGAGCCAUCUACCCGGGUUUCUCCAGUCACCGUCCUUUUACACGCCGACGCUACUCUCGGCCAAAGCGCAACCGGCGUCGAUUGUCCGCGCCACGAUACUCGACGUCGGGUUCCUCACGCCCAAUGGCGAGGUUGACGCGACGUGCGAGCGGGGCGGGGCCGUCCGCAUGGUGCACCGCUUCUGUCACCGCCCGGUAGCACUCAACCGCACCGGUGCUGAGUGCAGCUUUUGCGCCGAGGCCUACGUGCACGGCCAAGACGUGUUUGAGUUGGCGUUUGGCGAUCUCGUGCUGCAGCUCGACGACGGCACAGCGAGCACAUGGGUUCUCGUGCAUGCGAGCUGCACCGAGCGACUCCUCCGCAUCGACCCACACCUCUUUGAGCAGUCGACGUACGCCGAGCAAGCGGCAGCGCUCCACGAUCUGCGUGGCCAGCUCGUCCUCGGUCUUCUCUCGCUCACGCGGCCACGAGCGCUCCAGUCAAUGUCGAUUUGCCGGCGCCUCGAUAUGGCGCGACGGCUCACAACGGGCAGCCUCGGCUCAACCUUGUACCACCAGCUAAACGCUCUGCGCUAA